Molecule: messenger RNA, 1046 nt
Organism: Mastomys coucha (southern multimammate mouse)
Lineage: Eukaryota; Metazoa; Chordata; Mammalia; Rodentia; Muridae
Product: mast cell protease 4
Exons: 5
Coding region: 31-771 (246 amino acids)
Biological process (GO): proteolysis
Cellular component (GO): intracellular membrane-bounded organelle; cytoplasm
Molecular function (GO): serine-type endopeptidase activity
Source: RefSeq, a predicted model, not a curated record
GUCCCCAGGCUGCACCAUUAGCAACAAAAAAUGCUGGCCCUACUAUUCCUGAUGGCAUUUCUCUUACUUUCUGGAGCUGGAGCUGAGGAAAUCAUUGGUGGUGUUGAGUCUAGACCACAUUCCCGCCCUUACAUGGCCCAUCUGGAGAUCAGCACUGAGAGUGGGUACAAGGCCAGCUGUGGUGGGUUUCUCAUAACCCGCCAAUUUGUGAUGACUGCUGCACACUGUAAAGGAAGAGAAAUCACUGUCACCCUUGGAGCUCAUGAUGUGAGCAAGACAGAAUCCACACAGCAGAAGAUAAAAGUAGAAAAACAAAUCGUUCACCCAAAAUACAACUUCUAUUCCAAUCUCCAUGACAUCAUGUUACUGAAGCUUCAAAAGAAAGCCAAGGUAACUCCUGCUGUGGAUGUAAUUCCCCUGCCUCGUCCUCCUGACUUUAUCAAGCCUGGGAAGAUGUGCCGGGCAGCUGGCUGGGGACGAACUGGAGUGACAGAACCUACCUCAGAUACACUGAGGGAGGUGAAACUGAGAAUCAUGGAUAAAAAAGCCUGUAAAGGCUAUUGGCACUACGACUAUAACUUCCAGGUCUGCGUGGGUAGUCCCAGAAAGAUCAGAUCAGCAUACAAGGGAGACUCUGGAGGACCUCUAUUGUGUGCUGGGGUGGCCCAUGGUAUUGUAUCUUAUGGACGUGGAGAUGCAAAGCCCCCUGCAGUCUUUACCCGAAUCUCCCCAUAUGUGCCCUGGAUUAACAGAGUCAUAAAGGGCGAGUAGCUGAAAAGCCUGACCUGCAUGCAUCAGAGUCUCCAAGCCAGAGCUCUUCUGAUAACCCUUGGGUUCAAAAGCAUGUCUAUCCUGUCCCCUGCCUGUCCCCAGUUUAUCCCUAACUUGCCCCCAGCCCGUCCCCAGUCCAUCCCCAGCCUGUCCCCAGCCCAUCCCCAGCCCAUCCCAAGCCCGACACCAGCCUGUCCCCAAAACAAUCUCAAAAAUAAAGUCUGUGGUGAUGGAUUGUUCCCUGUAAUGCACCUCAGUAAAGACAUAAUCUCCAG